Messenger RNA from Colletotrichum acutatum, 1767 nucleotides. RefSeq lists its product as uncharacterized. Gene Ontology annotation, molecular function: FAD binding; oxidoreductase activity. The transcript has 5 exons. Bases 1 to 1767 code for a protein of 588 amino acids. The record is from RefSeq and is a predicted model, not a curated record. Lineage: Eukaryota; Fungi; Ascomycota; Sordariomycetes; Glomerellales; Glomerellaceae.
AUGGUUCAACUUCUAACAGUCUUGCUGGGUCUGGCAGCACUUACCCAAAGCGUCUUCGCCGCUGACCUAGUGCCCCGUACGUGGCAAGGAAAGCAGUAUGGCUGCAAAUGCUACUUUGGAGAUGCAUGCUGGCCCAAGUCUAAUGACUGGGCCCAGCUGAACACGACCGUCGAGGGGAACCUGCAUGCCCAUAUCCCUCCGGAAGCUGUCUGUCACAACACUUUCAACGGCACACUCGGCACAAUCCAAACAUACGAUGAGGCAAAAUGUGCUGAGGUUACCGCUAUCUACACGGAUGAGCAAUGGACAACUGAUCAACUGGGUCUCAACCUGUGGAAGUAUUUCACCAACGCAACAUGCCAGCCUACUGAAAACCCCGAAGAGCCUUGCAACUAUGGCGUAUAUGUCAUCGGGGCGACCAAAAAGGAACACAUCAAAGCCGGGGUCGACUUUGCGAGGAACAACAACCUCCGCCUCAUCAUCCGCAAUACGGGCCACGACUUCAUCGGACGCAGUACGGGCUGGGGUGCUCUCAUCAUCAACACCCACAGCUUCCAGGACAUCACUUUCACCGAGCAAUGGAUUGGUCCCGGUGACUAUUCCGGCAACGCUGUUACGCUCGGCGCCGGAGUCCAAGGCCGCGCCCUGCUGAGGGCGGCCAACGCACAAGACCCUCCCGUCGUCGUUGUCACUGGCGAGUGCCCCACCGUAGGCGUCGCCGGAGGUCUCGUUGCCGGCGGCGGCCACGGCCCUCUGACGACACUUCACGGCAUGACUGCCGACAACGCACUCGAGUUCGAGGCCAUCACCGCCGAAGGCGAGUACGUCACCGCCAACGCUGACGAGAAUGCGGAUCUCUUCUUCGGCCUCAAGGGCGGCGGUCCUUCUUCAUACGCCGUUGUGACUUCAGUGACGUUCCGGACGUACCCCGAGGAAAAGGCAGCCGGCGGUGUUCUAUACAUCAAUGGUACCAGCGGGGUCAACGAGACGACUUUCUGGGAGGGUGUGCGCGUGUUCCACAAAUGGUCUAAUCAUUUCGUCGACAACGGCUUGUACGUUUACUGGGAGCUCGGUUCGAUGAUGCUCAAUGUGCAACCGUUUGUGGCGUUUGGGAAGACGCAGGGGGAACUCGACGCGAUUAUCAAGCCUAUGCUCGAUGAGCUCAGGGCCAACAACGUCCCCUUUGAGUCUUCCACCAAAGGCUUUGGGUCAUUUUUCGCUCUUUACACGGACCUAUUCCAAGACGAGCAGGCGGGCACCCACGCCUUGACUGGUGGGUGGAUGUUCAGCCACGCUGAUGUUGAGAAGCGAAACGACCAGAUCGUCGACGCUUUCAAGACUGUUGCCACCCCCCGAGAAGGACUGGCUGGUUUCAUGGUGGGACAUUUUUGGAAUGCUGGGCAUGCAUGGCCGGUGGCAAACAGUGCGACACAUCCAGCCUUCAGAAACGCGACCAACUUCAUCAUCAGUGUCCUACCGGUGCCUAUUGGUGCCAGUCUUGAACAGAAGGCUGACCUGCAAGACGUCUUGACCAACGUUCAGGAUGAGGCCUUGAGACAGGCUGGUCCCGAUGGGUGUACCUAUGUCAACGAGGCUGAUCCCUUCCAACCCAAUUGGCAAGACGCUUUCUGGGGUUCGGUCUACCCUACGCUGCUUGAGUUGCGUAAGAAGUGGGACCCCAACGGCAUUUUCUACGCCGUCGCGACUCCUGGUACAGAAGACUGGGAAGAGAUCGAGUAUAACACAAGACUUUGCAAGAAGCUUUAG